AAAAGCCAAUGACAAUGAGAAGGGAUGAAACAUUAGUGAUGAUAAUGGCAACAACUAGGUCAACGACAACAAGCGCUUGCUUCUUCCUCAUCUGCCUUUACUCCUCGUUUUACCCCUCUACUUCAGCUCCCAUCUUUCCCAAAGCGGCGCUCCCCACCAAAUCAGGCUACCUCCCGGUCAACCCCACCACCGGUUCCGCUAUUUUCUAUGCCUUCUACGAAGCUCAAGCCCCCACUUCCCCUCCCUCCAAAACCCCUCUUCUCAUUUGGCUCCAAGGUGGCCCUGGCUGUUCCUCCAUGAUCGGCAACUUGUUCGAGCUCGGACCAUGGCGUGUCGUCUCUUCUCACAACAAAAACGCUCACGAUUUGUCUCUUGACCCCAAUCCAGGUCCUUGGAACCGUUUGGUUGGUCUUCUUUUUCUCGAUAAUCCUAUCGGAACAGGGUUUAGUAUUGCAGCAACACAGCAGGAGAUUCCCAGAGACCAACAUUCCGUAGCCAAGCAUCUCUUUGCUGCCAUCACUGGGUUUACAUCAUUAGAUCCGUUGUUUAAGGAUCGUCCUAUUUAUAUUACCGGUGAGAGUUAUGCAGGGAAGUACGUGCCUGCGAUCGGGUACUACAUUUUGAAUAAAAACCCCAAGUUGCCAGUGUCACAAAGAGUGAACUUGGCGGGUGUGGCUAUCGGCGAUGGACUAACAGAUCCGAUCACCCAAGUGGCAACACAUGCCGACAGUGUUUACUAUUCCGGUUUAGUCAACGAGAGGCAAAAACGUGAACUUGAGGAAGCACAAAAGGAGGCUGUUGAAUUGGUUAAGAUGGGGAACUGGAGUGAGGCGACGACUGCCAGAAACAAGGUCAUGAGAAUGGUGGAAAACAUGACUGGUUUGGCCACUUUGUAUGACUUCACAAAGAAAAGGCCUUAUCAGACGAGUUUAGCAACCAGAUUUCUCAACAUAGCCGAGGUAAAGAGAGCGUUAGGAGUGAAAGAAUCGAUGGUUUUCGAGGAGUGCAGUGAUGUUGUCGGGGAAGCAUUGCACAACGACGUAAUGAAGAGUGUCAAGUAUAUGGUGGAGUUGUUGGUGGAGAAGAGCAAGGUGUUAUUGUAUCAAGGGUUAUACGACUUAAGGGACGGUGUGGUAUCAACGGAAGCAUGGAUGAAGACGAUGAAAUGGGGAGGGAUCGAGAAGUUCAUGAUGGCUGAUAGAGUGAUUUGGAAAGUGAAUGGAGAGGUUGCUGGGUACUUGCAAAAAUGGGGGAGCUUGACCCAUGUUGUUGUUUCAGGGGCGGGGCAUCUAUUGCCUGCAGAUCAAGCUUUGAAUUCUCAGGCUAUGAUUGAGGAUUGGGUUUUGGAGAAGGGACAGUUUGGUGGGAAGCAAAGUGGUUCAUCUUCCAAAUACAGGGCAACCCUAUGAAUUUAACUGCUCUGGUGUACUUGUUCGCUUUCAGUGAUCUGUAGUUUUAAGCCAUGUAAUCAAUGCUACUCAAUAAGAAGAACACACUCCCUUGUUUAUCUGUAAACAUGAAGCCAAAGAUUGUUAUGGUUGAUGAAACCCAUGAUGUAACAGGCAAGAUGUGGAACAGAUGUCAUCUCUCGAGACUAUUA
Hibiscus syriacus is the source of this 1600-nucleotide messenger RNA. RefSeq names its product serine carboxypeptidase-like 50. Gene Ontology annotation, biological process: proteolysis. The transcript has a single exon. The record is from RefSeq and is a predicted model, not a curated record. NCBI's taxonomy places the organism in Eukaryota, Viridiplantae, Streptophyta, Magnoliopsida, Malvales, Malvaceae. Gene Ontology annotation, molecular function: serine-type carboxypeptidase activity. The coding region runs from base 9 to 1409 and encodes 466 amino acids.